AUGUUCAUUGGAUGUUUUGUGAAGGAAAAUGGGAAAAUGCCUGCAGUGAUUCCAAAGCUUAGCUACAACAAUCCAUUACAUAUAUUCAAAUUUCUUCAACAACAUGGUAAUGAUCCUGCUGUUACAGCAUUCAUACCCAAGCUCAAGGACCACCUUCUGUAUCAACUUCGAAGGUUAGACAUCAGCUACUGCAACUAUAGCUUCACAAACAACAAGCGCAAUUCAAUUGUCAUCCCAGACAAUAAGAUAUAUUCCAUCCAAACAAUGCAGGAUGCAUUUGGGUUUCUUGAUCCUGGCCAGGUCAUCCAAAGUGCCCAUUUUAUUCUGGCUUUUGCUUCAGGGCACAGAUCAAGCUCCCUUCACUAUGGAAGAUCAUUUGCAUGUCAAGAUGACAGAUUAGAUGACUGGGAGGCAUUUUACGUUGGCGUAUUUGCGGAUCAGGACAUGUUCAUGCAUUAUACAUACUUUGGAAUUGGCCAUCCUAUCAUCCUAAGGCAGAUGACAAAAGAUUGUAGCAUGGAGUCAGUAGACCACUCAGACCCAGAGACCCACAGAAAUGAGGGGAGCAAUAUUCAACACUGUGAAGGUGACAAAGAUGAAGGCAACAGUGAAUAUGGGAGGGAUUAUGAAAAUGGCAAGGGAAUGGACGAUGACAACAACAACAACAACAACAACAACAACAACAACAACAACAACAACAAUGACGAUGAUGACGACGAUGAGGAUGAGGAUGAGGGCAAGGGCAAGGGCGAGGAAGUGGACAAGGAUGAGGGCGAGGACAAGGACAAGGACAAGGAUGAGUAUGCUGAUCAUCUGUCUUUCUGA
Messenger RNA from Suillus subaureus, 825 nucleotides. RefSeq lists its product as uncharacterized. The coding region runs from base 1 to 825 and encodes 274 amino acids. The transcript is spliced from 4 exons. NCBI's taxonomy places the organism in Eukaryota, Fungi, Basidiomycota, Agaricomycetes, Boletales, Suillaceae. The record is from RefSeq and is a predicted model, not a curated record.